Messenger RNA from Bicyclus anynana (squinting bush brown), 492 nucleotides. It is a transcript of the gene Bet1, whose product is annotated as BET1 homolog. Gene Ontology annotation, molecular function: SNAP receptor activity. The record is from RefSeq and is a predicted model, not a curated record. Bases 1 to 339 code for a protein of 112 amino acids. The transcript has a single exon. Gene Ontology annotation, biological process: endoplasmic reticulum to Golgi vesicle-mediated transport; vesicle fusion with Golgi apparatus. NCBI's taxonomy places the organism in Eukaryota, Metazoa, Arthropoda, Insecta, Lepidoptera, Nymphalidae. Gene Ontology annotation, cellular component: SNARE complex; Golgi trans cisterna.
AUGCGUCGAGCCAGAGAUGGCUACCCAUAUCAGCCCAUACCCAGGGCCCCCACAGACGACGUGCUUGAACACGAAAAUGAAAGAAUGGCUGGAGAGCUAGGUGAUAAAAUCUCUACAUUAAAACAUAUGUCGAUAGAAAUCGGCAAUGAGGUUCGAUAUCAAGAUAAAAUAUUAAGAGGAUUGGAUGAUGAUGUAGACAGAAGCUCCGGCUUUCUUGGAAAAACUAUGGGAAGAGUACUCAAACUGGGAAAAGGGAACCACAACUAUUACAUAGUAUAUUUAUUCCUCUUUUCUAUCUUCGUAUUUUUCUUACUUUAUGUAGUUUUAAAAUUUAGGUGAUUUAUUGUAUUGAGAAUUUAUUUCAGUACUUUAUGGUUGCAGACAUUGUGGGUUUAUGUAAAUAGUACUUUUUGAUCUAGGAAUAUUCAUGUUAUAUUUAUAUUGUAUUAAUUAUAAUUAACCUUGAAUAAAUGUAAUUUGAUUUCAUUAUUA